CGGAAAUGGUUGUCGGAUAAAAUUAUACAUCCGGUUCGUUGGGUCCUCACUUCCGCUCACUCGUAGCAACAUCUCAACCAAGACGGGUCAGUGUGGAAAUUGAAAACACUUUUAAGAUUUAUUUAAGUUGAAUCCGACGAGCAGACAGCCAUGUCGAAUCACGAGCCUGUCAACAUGAAGCUGCCUGCAAUCCAGUCCACCGCUGGAGCGGUGCCGAUCCGCAAUGAAAAAGGUGAGAUCUCGAUGGAGAAAGUAAAGGUGAAGAGGUAUGUGUCGGGUAAACGGCCUGACUACGCUCCCAUGGAGUCCUCCGAUGAGGAGGAGGAAGAUUUCCAAUUUGUCAAGAAGGGAAAAGAAAUGGAGCUGGAGAUUAAAGAGGAGGAAGAGGAGGUUUCUGAUCCCCGCCUGAAACGUUUGCUCAAUCGUACCUCUGAGGAUGUGGAGGAAAGACUCGCGAGACAUCGACAGAUUGCUGAGCCAGAAGUUGUGGCAGAGAGCAGUGAAGAAUCUGAUGAAGGGACGUGGCACCCCGAACGAGAAGAGAGUAGUGAUGAGGAAGAAGAGGAGGAAGAAGAAGUGGAUGAUGAGGAAAUUGAACGCCGGCGACAAAUGAUGCGGCUGCGAGCGUUGGAACGAAAGAACGAGGAAAUGGAGGUGAUGGAGGUGGAGGAAGAAGGAAAAUCUGGAGAAGAGUCUGAGUCCGAGUCUGAAUAUGAGGAAUACACAGACAGUGAAGAUGAGGCAGAACCACGACUUAAACCAGUAUUCAUACGAAAAAAGGACAGAGUAACGGUGGCGGAGCGUGAAGCCGAAGAACUGAGGCAGAGAGAACUGGAGGCCGAAGUGAAGCGUCAGCAAGAGGAACGCCGACGUUACACACUCAAGAUCGUGGAGGAGGAGGCCAAGAAAGAGUUUGAGGAGAACCGCCGUAGCCUUGCCGCCCUCGAUGCCCUGGACACUGAUGGUGAGAACGAGGAGGAGGAGUACGAAGCAUGGAAGGUUCGUGAGCUGAAACGUAUCAAGAGGGACAGAGAAUCUCGGGAAGCCAUGGAGAGAGAGAAGGCAGAAAUCGAGCGCUUCAGAAAUAUGACAGAGGAGGAGAGACGGUUGGAGCUGAGAAAUAAUGGCAAACUCAUCACCAAUAAGGCCAUUAAAGGCAAAUACAAGUUCUUGCAGAAGUACUAUCACAGAGGAGCAUUCUUCAUGAACGAAGAGGAGGAUGUGUACAAGAGAGACUUCAGUGCCCCAACUCUGGAGGAUCAUUUCAACAAAACCAUUUUGCCCAAAGUUAUGCAGGUCAAAAACUUUGGACGAUCUGGUCGCACAAAGUACACUCACCUGGUGGACCAGGACACCACCUCGUUCGACUCAGCCUGGGCUCAAGAAAGCGCUCAGAACAGCAAGUUCUUCAAGCAGAAGGCAGCAGGCGUGAGGGACGUGUUUGACCGGCCCACCGUCCAGAAGAGAAAAACCUGAACUGAAACUUGAGAAGAGACUGUUCUCUGCCAGCGUGAUUUCCUGCCAUCAAUAGUUUAACUUAUGAUGCAGCGUUUUUAAUGUCUGAUUUGGUGUUGUAGUAACAUCUUCACUGCGGAAUACGUUUUUAUAAAUCCUUGCAGGUUUUUGGCCACGUUGUACAUAAUUGCGCAAGGCCCUUUUGUUUACCAUGUGAAAGAACAUCAACUUUGACCUCAUUUGAAUGUAAAUAAAAUUUAGU
Synchiropus splendidus (mandarinfish) is the source of this 1717-nucleotide messenger RNA. RefSeq names its product microfibril associated protein 1 (gene mfap1). Gene Ontology annotation, biological process: mRNA splicing, via spliceosome. Lineage: Eukaryota; Metazoa; Chordata; Actinopteri; Syngnathiformes; Callionymidae. The transcript is spliced from 8 exons. Bases 151 to 1476 code for a protein of 441 amino acids. Gene Ontology annotation, cellular component: U2-type spliceosomal complex. The record is from RefSeq and is a predicted model, not a curated record. Gene Ontology annotation, molecular function: RNA binding.